Messenger RNA from Meira miltonrushii, 1850 nucleotides. RefSeq lists its product as uncharacterized. The record is from RefSeq and is a predicted model, not a curated record. Gene Ontology annotation, cellular component: nucleus; cytoplasm. The coding region runs from base 112 to 1758 and encodes 548 amino acids. Gene Ontology annotation, molecular function: tRNA-specific adenosine-34 deaminase activity. NCBI's taxonomy places the organism in Eukaryota, Fungi, Basidiomycota, Exobasidiomycetes, Exobasidiales, Brachybasidiaceae. The transcript has a single exon.
AAACUUUUUAUUUGGAAGAAAUGAAAUUUGGGCGGACAUUCGUGUAGUGCUCAUUACCAUUUCAAUCGUGAGGCAAGUUCAUCACCAUCAGCCUAAGUCAUAGCUGACACAAUGCAAAUCGAUCAAGUGCCAAAGGCAAGCACUUCCAAACUUCCAAAAGUAUCAAUAUACAAAAUGCCAGAAUCAAAGCAUGAACCUGUUGGACCGGAAGGAGCUCCUCUUUGGCGAAUAACGGCAGCUUCAGAUCCAAAUACGACACCAUUAGAGCUCAUGCAUGUUUGGGCAGUCGAAAUUGAUCCACGUAAAUCAAAAAAUUACAUGCAAUUCUCUAGAUCUGUUGCUAGAAGACUUAAAGCUGCAGAACAAGGUGGUGAUGCGAAUGAAAGAUCAGCGUCAUCUUCAAGAUCCAAGAAGAACAAUGGCACACCUUCAGCGCAUACGAACGGACACUCACAAAAUGGCAACGGACAGCGAAAAGAUGGCAGAGAUGGAGAUGAUGAAGAUGAAGGCGAAGGAUCAGAUCAAUCAGACAGUAGCGCAAGCGGAACGAGUGGUAUGGAAGAUGUAGAUGAAUCUUUGAGGCAUUUACGACUUUUCCAAAGAACGGGUGAGAACGGUGAAUUGUUUGGCUUGGUCUGUCGUGUGGCAGAUUUACCGUCAUACGAUGAUGUACUUUCGCUGCUCAAGCCAGUCGAUGUCACAUUUGAUGGAACAGAACCAAAACCAUUUCAAGUAGAAGUUCCAAACGGUCCUGCACCAAGUCGAAACAGGUUACCGGAAUGGAAGAAAUUUUGGCCGGUAAGCGUAAAGUAUGGCAGAGUUUUGAAUUCUGUCGUCGUUCCUUCGCUUUCUGGACAAUUACAAGCGCCUUCCUGUAGUGCUUCUCCUGGGGUGGUGGAUCGAGCUUUAGAUGCUCAACUUUGGACACCGAUCGCCAAAGAAUGGGCAAUUCGCAAUUUCAGAAAAUGUUUAAGGACAGCAUGGCAAGCAGAAAAGAAUGGAGAUGUGCCGAUAGGAGUACAUGUAACCUCAACUUAUCCUGAAGGUGGAAAGAUCGUUAGCGGUGUUGGAGAAGGACAAAAGAGUAUCGAAGUGCAUGGUUGGGAUACCCGAAGAAGCGAACGUAAUCCGAUCAAACAUGCGGUCACCAAUGCGAUUCGUGAAGUUGCAAAAGUACGAAGUGAAAGGGAUUGGGAACGUUUAUUGCUCUUGAAUGCAAAGGUGGCUAAUCUUUAUCGGGAUCCACAUGCUAAUCCAGAUGAGCAUAGGCUGGCGAUGCAAAAAGCAGAGGCGGCUGUUGCUGCUUCUAUGGGUACCAGUACUGGACCCCCCUCUCCUUCUUCGUCUAAUGGAGGAACUCCAAAAGGGCUCUUGAACGGACAAGACUAUUUGUUGAACAAUUUGUCGUUAUUCAUCACUCACGAGCCAUGCGUACAUUGUUGUAUGGCAUUGGUACAUUCUCGUGUUCGUGCGAUUUACUUUAUUCAACCUUCGCCUUACGCAGGUGGCUGUUGUGGUUCAGGCAUGGAAUCUUCUCGUCAAUGCAAAUUUGCCCAAGAUGGCGGACCGUAUGCAGUACAAGAACAACAAGGCUUAAAUCAUCGGUUUGACGUUUGGCGAUGGGUAGGCAAUGAUGAUGAUCUGCGCAAGACAGAGUAUGAUAUCCCAAUCAAUGAUCCAACCUUGCAAGAUGAUAUAGACCCGAAUUGUCCAAAUGAAGGUAGUAUUCGAUUAGACCACUUCGCAUUGGAUGCAUAGAAGCGAUGCAAAUAAACGCAUAUCAAUUGUACAAUAGAAAUGCAUAAUGGAAUCUGAUGAUGUAAGAUAGGGUUCAUUUGGUGUUAUAUAUC